Cylicostephanus goldi is the source of this 267-nucleotide messenger RNA. The record is from the annotation of a GenBank genome assembly. Lineage: Eukaryota; Metazoa; Nematoda; Chromadorea; Rhabditida; Strongylidae.
AUGAUUUUCCUUUUUUUAGGUGCACAACUGGUCGCAAUCAAUAAGGCACGAUACUACAGACGUGGUGAUGAUCUUGCACUUGGCGCCGGACCGUUCGUCGCAGCUAUAGAAUUCGCUACUGGAAAGCAGCAGUCGGACUUGAACAAUAAUAGCGAUACAAUGCGGACAGCGCGGUGUCCCAGCUCAGCUGAUAUCGCAGUGGAGGUGAGAAAUAGUUGUCAACAUGUUACUGAUUUGUACGUUCCUGGUCAGCUGAAUUGGAGGUGA